Messenger RNA from Drosophila simulans, 4204 nucleotides. It is a transcript of the gene Usp16-45, whose product is annotated as ubiquitin carboxyl-terminal hydrolase 16. Gene Ontology annotation, molecular function: zinc ion binding; cysteine-type deubiquitinase activity. The record is from RefSeq and is a predicted model, not a curated record. The transcript is spliced from 5 exons. Gene Ontology annotation, biological process: protein deubiquitination. Bases 229 to 3579 code for a protein of 1116 amino acids. Lineage: Eukaryota; Metazoa; Arthropoda; Insecta; Diptera; Drosophilidae.
UAGAUUCUGACAUCGUCUCAAAUUGACCACACGCGGUGUUUGCGACCGAAAUAAGCAACGGUCACACUUGGUCACGUCGCUCACGUUUUCUAUUUACGCAGAAACGAAUAAAAAGCGCAUAAAAGUGCUGUUAAACAUAUAUGUUGUGUGCUCAUGUACUACGCAUAUCGCAGCGAAUAAAUUCAAGAGCGCGUCCACAAGGAACCAAGGCCAAGCAGCUACCUUGCCAUGGUAAAGAAGCGACAGGCGGACAGUCACGACCACGAUUGCUCAACGGAUUCCGGCAAUGAGGAUCUGCAUCAUCGGACAGCACUCGGCUCGCCCGGGCAGACGGAUGGCGCCACCCCCACCACCGCCAGCUGCCAGCACAUCAAGAAGGCGGUGGACGCGGCCCGACUCAGGCGUCUACUGAAGUCCACGGGUCUGCUCUACGAGUGCAGCCAAUGCCAGAAGCUGGGCAAGAUAGCGGACAGCGGAGCGGGAGCGGGAGAAGGAGCUGUCGGUUCUGGCGGAAAUGCGGUCGCCGUUGAAUUUGACAGCACCCUGUGGCUGUGCCUCAAGUGCGGCAGCCAGCUGUGCGGGAGGGCUCGCCACAAGCACGCCUUAGAACACUACCAGACACCUCAUUCGGACUCGCAUGCCCUGGCCAUGAACACGCGCUCCUUCGACAUCUGGUGCUAUGAGUGCGACAUGAAGAUCUGUUCCAAUCUGCGCAAGAACCUGCUUGAGUGCGUGGAGCUGGUCAAGAAGUUGGCCCAGAAGCCGCCCACUGCCACGGUCACGCCCAGUACGCCAACGAUAAGCUACAUCGAGCAGAAAAUUAAGUCCACGCUGGAGCACCUCACACCUAUAGUGCCAAUGACUGGCGGAUCAUUUGACGACUCCAGCGGUAGAGGGUCUCUGGCGGCGGGCGGGGGCGGGGUCGGCUUAUCUCGAAACAGGCAGGUGGCCAUACCGCUGCCACCACCGGAGCCUAGCUCCCUACUUUCAACCUCAGACUCGCUGACCAGUGUGCCGGGUAUGGCAAAGAGAAUUGACCAGUACUCUGCCACCACCAAUGGCAACACGGGGAACAGACGACUCCCGACCCUGGAGACGCCGCGCAUCGAAAACGAACGCCUGCCCCGCGUGCGCGGAUUGACCAACCUGGGCAAUACAUGCUUCUUUAAUGCGGUGAUGCAGUGCCUCGCCCAAACGCCGUUCCUUCUUAGCGUACUAAAAGAACUGUCGGAGCCAGGAGAAGAAUUUAUCUUACCUGGCGGAACCUUCACGAUAAAGGACAAGGGUGAUAUUGAGCUGCCGAUGAUCAAGGGUAUCCUCUCCUCGUGGGGCGGACUUACCGCCGCGUUAGCCAAUGCCCUUGAGGAACUGCAGGCUGGCGGUGGUGUAUUUACGCCCAGAAAGCUCUUUGACAGGCUGUGCGUAAAGUGUCCUCAGUUUACGGGCGGCGAUCAGCAUGAUGCUCACGAACUGCUGCGCCAGCUACUGGAGAGCGUGCGGAACGAGGACCUGAAGCGCUACCAGCGUGUAAUCCUGCAGAACCUCGGCUACAAGGAUCAGGAUGUAAAUAGUGUGUCAGAGGAGAUGCGACAGAAGUGCAAGAUCUAUGGCAAUCAAGCAGGAGACCGCAUCCUGCGACCGGAACAGGUAUUCCGUGGCUUCCUCGUGUCAACGCUCACCUGCCAGGAUUGCCACAACGUUUCCUCGCGGCACGAGUACUUCCUGGACAUGUCGCUGCCCGUGGCCGUAGAGAAGCCUCAGCCGCCGCAGCGCCGAAAACCAAGUCCGGAGCUCAGUCUUACGUCCAGCAGCUCCAACGUCACCCCGAGCACUAACCAGCCGACGAUAAACACCAAGUUUACGGAUGGCAGUGUCAACUUUACAGCCUCAUCUUCGUCCUUCUACCUGCACACCCGUGAGGCGGCAUCCCUGGGCCCAUCCAAGUCGCAGGUGAAGAAGGAGAAGGAGCGCCAGCGUAAGGCGAAGCGGGCGGCCAAGAAGCGCCACAAGACUAGCCUUAAUCUUAACGGAAAUGACAGCGGAAAUGGAAAUGAAUUGGCCGAGUCCGUAGAACAAAGCGGUGCUCUAUUGCCUUCCCUGGUUGACGGCGACGGCCAGGCCAACGAUGACCUUGAACAGACCAACGGCCAGACCGAGGACUCCACCUCCACCAGCGUGACUACGUCGGAGCACUCCGACGCCGAUGUUGAGGACAAUCUGGUGGAGGACACAGCCGCGCCGUCCACUACUAAUGUGUCGAGCAGUUCGGCAUCCAUGACAGCUCCCUCCAAGACCUACAUGGACAGCAAUGGCAAUGGCCAGCCGCCGGGCGAGAAGCGCGACGACACGCCGGAGCACAUGGACAAGGAUUCGAUCGAAGAGGACGAGAAUGACUCGGGAAUCGCCACCAGUCCAGCGCCAACUGCUACCAACAGCAGCACCAGCACCAGUGCCACAGGCAACAACAACUCUGUUGCCGAACCUGGUUUGUCUGGUUCAUCGGGCGCUCUGGAGGAUCCCUUGGCGCCAGCCAGCUUGGUCACUGCCGGACUCUCAGAGAAGGGUGCCUCGGUGAUACGCCAGGUCUCGGUGGGAGCUGAGCAGGGCGCGUCCAAUGGCAUUGCCGACGCGGAUGGAGAAGCCAAGGCAACCGAGCAGCCAGAGAAGACUCCUAGCCAGGCCCAGGCCAUGGCACAGGCCCAGGCCCGUACGAAGCGAGUGCGCACGCAGAGCUACUCGGACUGGAGCACCACGAUAGCGCCGCGCUACCAGUGCGAGGAUGGAGAGUGCUCCGUGCAGUCGUGCCUGAACAAUUUUACCGCUGUCGAGCUGAUGACGGGGCAGAACAAGGUGGGAUGCGACAGCUGCACGCAGCGCAUUAACGGCAGUGAUCCGAAGGCCAAGUCGGUGAACACCAAUGCCACGAAGCAGCUGCUGGUCUCCAGUCCGCCAGCGGUGCUCAUACUACACCUGAAGCGAUUCCAGCUGGGCCCGCGCUGCAUCUUUCGCAAGCUGACGCGCCCGGUUAGCUAUCCCAAUCUGCUGGACAUUGCCGCCUUCUGUGGGUCGAAGGUCAAGAAUCUGCCGAACAUCGAUCGCAAGCAGAAGAAGCUGUUGUACGCCCUAUACGGCGUGGUGGAGCACUCGGGCGGCAUGUACGGUGGCCACUACACGGCGUACGUGAAGGUGCGUCCAAAGGUGGCGCCGGGCGACAAACGCUGGAAGUUCCUGCCGCAUGGCAGCAAGGCGGAACUGGACCAGGACGAUGACCAGCUAAAGAAACUGGAGGAGCUGCUUGCCAAGGAGAAGGCGCGCGAGCAGCACCUGAAGACGUUGGACGACAGCGAUGACUUCAGCAACUCCAGCAGCAACUCGUCCACCUCCGACGAGAGCCAUGCCCCAGCCACGCCGCUCGAGGAGCAGCAGACGCAGCAAACGCAGCAGCUGGAGGAGGCUGCCAACGUUAGUGCGCCGCCUGGCAAAUGGUAUUACGUGUCCGACUCGCGUGUCCAGGAGGUUAGCGAGGAUACGGCGCUGAAGGCGCAGGCCUAUCUGCUUUUCUACGAACGCAUAUACUAGGGACUAGCAGGAGCUUUAAGCGGGACUGAGGAUGUGAGGCGCAUGCAAGAACAUUGGGAAUCCUAGAUUUGAUACAGACAGAGUGCCGGAGAAAGAGAAGGCAGAUACUCACACAUGCCAAAUGCAUUUGGUUUCUCCCACUCAAAAUUAAUUGUACACUUUCGCUAUUUUUUUUUUGUUUGGAACAAGCUUUAGUUAGUUAAAUGAAACGAAGGAGGAAACACACGCGCUCAUUUUAAAUUGUAGUUCUCAGGAGUUUGGCUUUUGUGUUCUCGAUUUAAUUGUACUAUUUUUUUAGUGGAUAACAAAAAGACACUGAAAGGAAAUUAGCAUGUUUUAUUAGCUGUAAGUUCUUUUGGUACCAACAUUGCCCAUUGCUAUGACAGAACGUUACUUAAACUACUCACAUCGGAGAAUUGAGAAUUUGGGAGACAAGAAUAGGCGCUGAAUGGAUCGGAGGGAGCGGAGGAAACCACCGCAGAAUGGAUGCAUGGAUAGCUAAAAACGGAAAAGCACAAAUGAAAUGGAAGGGUUAAACCACGAGGGGAACUAUUUGCAGAUGUUCAUAAGUUAUGAUAACGAAUACAAAUGAAAUAAAAACCAAUUGCUCGCUUCUGCCAAUAUA